Molecule: messenger RNA, 2524 nt
Organism: Jatropha curcas
Lineage: Eukaryota; Viridiplantae; Streptophyta; Magnoliopsida; Malpighiales; Euphorbiaceae
Product: casein kinase 1-like protein 10
Biological process (GO): protein phosphorylation
Molecular function (GO): ATP binding; protein kinase activity
Source: RefSeq, a predicted model, not a curated record
UAUCACCAAAAAGCAUUUCCUUUCAUCAAUCAUCAUAUCCAUUUUUUUUCAUUCACUAGUGUUUGUUUCUCUACCUCCUCUUUCUUCUUUGUCUUCAUUAUUAUUCUUUUCCCAGAAUCUGGAAAUUUUCCGAGAAAAAUCUAUACUUGUCCUUGACCCAGAUCCUUAAAGAUCCCCAAAUUCUUGCCGCAAAUACCGUCUGCACUAGAUAUUCUCUUAUACUUUCUCUACACCCUAUCUCAAGAAAAUAAUAAUUGUAGUAGUAGCAGGGAAAGUUUUCUUUGGUCCAGUUGCAAACACGCCUCUCUUUUGUUUUUUCCGCCUAUUUCUCUCCUUACUUUCUCAAGAAAUGCAGUUUCACUAUUCUUAAACCUUCAAUUUCUGUUCACUGAUUAAUGGUUGUUCCUUUUAUGUACGAGCAACCUCAUGCUUUGCUGUUGGUUUUAGAUAAUAUUAGGAUCGUUUAAUCCUUUUCCAUAUCCGCUUUAAGAGGGAUUUUUGGCUGAUCGAUGAGGAUGAUUUUUUCAUGAUACAUGUUUAAUAAAAUUGAUGGAUCUGAGAGUCGCUGUGCUUUCCAAUAAGGGAACAGUUUUGGGUCACUGUGGUUGGUGAAUUUAAUUGUAAAGCAGCGAGGGAUAAUUAGUAUUUGACUAGCGUCUGGUAACUCUGGUUAGUGCAGUAUAGUGUUUAAUUGGGAGUGUUAAUCAUGGAUCAUGUGAUUGGUGGCAAGUUUAAGUUGGGUCGGAAGAUCGGUAGUGGAUCCUUUGGUGAACUUUAUUUGGGUAUCAACGUACAGAGUGGAGAGGAAGUGGCUGUUAAGUUGGAAUCUGUGAAGACAAAGCAUCCUCAACUUCAUUAUGAGUCAAAGCUUUAUAUACUUCUUCAAGGAGGAACGGGUAUUCCCCAUCUGAAAUGGUUUGGAGUUGAGGGCGAUUACAAUGUUAUGGUUAUUGACCUUCUUGGACCAAGCUUAGAAGACUUAUUUAACUAUUGCAAUCGGAAGUUUACCUUGAAAACAGUUUUGAUGCUUGCGGAUCAAUUAAUAAACAGAGUUGAGUAUAUGCAUUCAAGGGGUUUUCUUCACCGUGAUAUAAAGCCUGACAAUUUUUUAAUGGGCUUAGGGCGCAAAGCAAAUCAGGUCUAUAUCAUUGAUUAUGGUCUUGCGAAAAAGUACAAGGAUCUUCAAACACACAAGCAUAUACCAUAUAGGGAAAACAAAAAUCUUACAGGCACAGCUCGGUAUGCUAGCGUUAACACACAUCUUGGAGUUGAGCAAAGCAGAAGGGAUGAUCUGGAAUCUCUUGGUUAUGUGCUUAUGUAUUUCCUUAGGGGAAGCCUUCCCUGGCAGGGUUUGAAAGCUGGUACGAAAAAGCAGAAAUAUGACAAGAUCAGUGAAAAGAAGAUGCUUACUCCCAUAGAGUUUCUUUGCAAAAACUAUCCUUCAGAAUUCACAUCGUACUUCCAUUAUUGCCGAUCAUUGCGAUUUGAAGAUACACCAGAUUAUUCAUACCUGAAGAGGCUUUUCCGGGACUUGUUCAUUCGAGAAGGGUAUCAAUUUGACUAUGUGUUUGACUGGACUAUAUUGAAGUACCCACAGAUUGGCUCCAGUUCUAGAGUGAGGCCAAGCAACAAACCAGCUGUAAAUCCAGGUCCAUCAGCAGAAAGACUGGAGCGACCUUCAGUGGGCCAAGAGAUCCGAGACAGAUUCUCAGGGGCAGUUGAGGCAUUUGCUCGAAGGAAUGGCUCUUCUGGGCAUCCUUUACAUGGGGAUCAUUCCCGACACAGGUCUUCAGAUGAUGUUCCAUCCUCCAAGGAUGUGCAUCCUGAUUCUGAAAGGCACCGACCAUCAUCACGAAAUGGCAGUACUUCGAAGAGGGCCAUUGUAUCAAGCAGUCGGCCAAGCUCAUCUGGUGAGCCUAGUGAGAGUCGGUCAAGCCGGCUGCUCACAAGCAGCGCUAGAUUGUCCACCACCCACAGGGUGCAACCUGGUUUUGAGUCCAAGUCAUCGUCGUUUACUCGUGCUACAGCAGCAAGAGCUGGCCGUGAUGAUACGCUAAGGAGCUUUGAACUCUUGUCCAUUGGCACCGGAAAAAGGAAAUAAUUAAAUGGAUCCUUGUAGAAAGAAAAGGAUUUCUUUAUGGUAGGGGAUCGAAAUUCCCUGGUGUAGUUUCUAUGAAGAUCUUGGGAUUAUAAUGGUGUAUUAGCAGUUACUUUGUAUAUGUGUGUCCAUUCACAAAAGCUCAACAAAGUUCGCAUGGAGAGACCACUGGACUCCUGCUCUACCACUUCAGUGACUCUUGCAAUUAUAAGGCCCGCUGGACUCAUCCUAGAAGACGUGUCAAUUCGCAUUAGGGAAUUGUUAAUAUUUUGAGACACUAGUAACUGUAAUAAUGACAGUUAUUGUAUUUUUUUUUUCUGGGGAAGAAACUUCAAUUUAAAGACUAUUAUGAACUCUGGCUUCUUUUCUGUAUGUUACUGCCUUUUCUGUUUCCAAGUUUUAUGUUGUGCAUAGUGCAAUUUGUAA